Messenger RNA from Ochotona curzoniae (black-lipped pika), 681 nucleotides. It is a transcript of the gene REC114, whose product is annotated as REC114 meiotic recombination protein. The record is from RefSeq and is a predicted model, not a curated record. Lineage: Eukaryota; Metazoa; Chordata; Mammalia; Lagomorpha; Ochotonidae. The coding region runs from base 1 to 681 and encodes 226 amino acids. The transcript is spliced from 5 exons.
AUGGCGGGGGCUGCAAACGCAAGCACCAGCUUCGGGCUGCCAGGGAAAGACGCGACGCAGUGGCCUCUGCAGCGCUACGGCCGCUUCAUGCCAUUGAGCGACGGGGAACCUCCUGCGCCGGGCCAGGGGACCAGGCCGGCUUCCUCCCGCUCCUGGAAGGUUUUUGAGUCCAGUGAAGAAUCCGGUUCCAUUGUUCUCACCAUAGUAAUAUCGGGUCACUUCUUCAUCUCCCAAGGGCAGACACUGCUGGAAGGGUUCUCACUCAUUGGCGGCCAGAGCUGGUUGAAGAUUGUGAGACGUGUGGACUGUCUGCUCUUUGGAACCACGGUAAAGAACAAGAGCCGCAUGUUCCGGGUGCAGUUUGCCGGCGAGUCCAGGGAGCAGGCGCUGGCCAACUGCUGCAGCUGCACACAGAGCCUGGCCCAGUAUGUGCCCGUGGACCUGCCCGGCCCUGUGCUGCUGGCAGGGGACAGCCAGGACGACGAUGGCCUGGAGUGCAGGCCGCCUCAGCAGGCAGCCAUCCUGGCCGCAGAGGAGCUGCCCCUGGCCUACCACCAGACUCCGUGGGCUGCGCAGGAGCUGGGACCCUUCCUGCGCCAAUGCCUCCUGGACCAGCACUUCCCGGCGUUUGUGGAAGACGUGGAAAAGGAGCUGAGGAAGCUGCUGGGGCCGAGCAAGUAA